CAUAUAAGUACAACUUUGCUUCAUUUUUUUGAUGUAUUAACAAUCAAGGACACAUAGAUUGAUCAUAAAGUGCCGUGAUGGACACGUUCUACAUAUCACACGGAGCUCCGACGUUGGCCAUUGAUGACUCUCUCCCUGCAAGACAUUUUUUGAAGACUUGGCAAGAACAAGGAUUCACAGAGAAACCCAAAUCAGUUCUCAUCAUUUCCGGCCACUGGGAGACCGAUGUUCCCACUGUCAAUGUUGUUCAACAAAACGAUAUCAUCUACGACUUCUAUGGCUUUCCAAGCAAAAUGUAUAAGCUCAAGUAUCCGGCGCCAGGAGCACCAGAACUGGCAAAGAGAGUGAAGGAACUGCUGACAGCUUCAGGGUUUAAAGAUGUAAAAGAAGAUACAAAACGUGGCCUUGACCAUGGAGCUUGGAUUCCAAUGAUGCUAAUGUAUCCAGAGGCUGAUAUACCAGUGUGCCAACUCUCAGUUCAAACAAAUAAAGAUGGAACUCAUCAUUACAAUAUGGGGAAGGCACUAGCUCCUCUCAGAGAGGAAGGAGUCCUCAUUAUGGGUUCUGGAAGUGCUGUUCAUAACCUAAGGGCAAUAAGAUCCAUUAGCAAUAUUGUUCCUUCAUGGGCUCAGGACUUUGAUAACUGGCUCAGAGAUGCUCUCCUUCAAGGAAGAUAUGAGGAUGUGAACCACUAUGAAGAGAAAGCACCAAAUCCAAAAAUGGCUCAUCCUUGGCCAGACCAUUUUUUUCCAUUGCAUGUGGCAAUAGGUGCCGCCGGCGAAAACUCAAAGGCACAACUCAUUCACAGUAGUUGGCAAGGUGGUACUCUUUCUUAUGCCUCCUACAAGUUUACAAAAGCCACUUGAAUUCCCAUUAUGAAACUGUGUUGUAGCCUCUUUGAUACAAAUAUAUUUCUUCUUCUUUUCUGAAUUUGUAAUGUUCUGUGUUAUUGUAAAGGCAAAGAUUCAUAUAAUAAUUCAAGAUCCGGUAUCUUUGUAUCCUCUGAAAAUAUUGCUUCUUUCUAGAUUACAAGAACAUUUGGGACUUCAUAUGCCUCCUAAAUUUCUACGAUUGGUCUCUUUGUCUUUUGCUUUGUAUCUUUUAUAAAAUAAAGACUUGCACAAGGUGUAUUAGACUUGAA
Molecule: messenger RNA, 1141 nt
Organism: Mangifera indica (mango)
Lineage: Eukaryota; Viridiplantae; Streptophyta; Magnoliopsida; Sapindales; Anacardiaceae
Product: 4,5-DOPA dioxygenase extradiol-like
Exons: 3
Coding region: 78-866 (262 amino acids)
Molecular function (GO): oxidoreductase activity, acting on single donors with incorporation of molecular oxygen; ferrous iron binding; zinc ion binding
Source: RefSeq, a predicted model, not a curated record